AUGAAGACUCUAAACUUCGCAAUCUACAUCACCGUGGUCUUAUCACUUCUUCUGCUCGUCACUCCUUCCCCAGCAGAUGCACGAACCUUAGCAACGGUUCAGGAAACCCUUGAUGAGGUCGCAGCUAGGCUGCGUCAAGAGGCUGAUGCUGCCUGGGCCGAGCUCGAAGCAGCGGAGGAGCUCACAAUGACGCGCGCCGAUGAGGAAGCCGUCGCUAACGCCACCGUUGACUCCGCGAAAACGGCCGCUCAGGCGGCGAACGCGGCGUUUGCUGCGGCGAAGGCCAACGCGGCGAGCAACAAGACCGCGGCGGAAGCGGCUAAGAAGACAGUCAACGCUCUCAAGAAAACGGUCGCGGGGAUUCAGAAGAAGGCCGAAGGCAAGAAGGCGUACGAGAAAGCCCAAGACGAGCUCAAGAAGGCGGAAGAGAAGGCCGCGCAGGCCAAGACGAAGAAGGAGAAAGCGCUCGCGACAGCGGCAGCGCAGCAAAAACUCGCAGACGACGCGACCAAAGCCGCGGGAAGCGCCAAGGGAAAAGACGCGUCGAAGGCGAAGGAGAAGGCGAAGGGCGAGCAGAAGAAGGCCGAUGAGAUGAGGAAGAGCGCCGACGGCGCGGCGGCGGAGGAGACGGCGGCCAAGGCGGAGGCGGAAAAAGCGAGGGCGAACGCGGCGAAGACGCCGAACCCUGCGCUCACGCCGGAUGAGCAGGCAGCGCUGGAUAAGUACAACGCUGCGGUCGCCGCUGCGGCGAAGGCGGAGGCGGACGCCAAGACCGCGGAGGCGGAGCUGAAGGCGGCGGAAAAAGCGGUCUCUUCCGCCAAGGCGGCGCUUUAUAAGGCGAAGGCGGCGCUGACCUCCGCGACGGCGCGCAGGGUGGAGGCGGACAAGAUAGCGGAGAUUAAGAAGGCUGCGGCGGAAGCGGCGGAAGAUGCGGCGGUUGCUGCGGAGGAGAAGGCCAGGAACGCUGGCGCGCCAGGCUCGGAGGCUGCUCCAGGUUCGGAGGCGGCGCCAGGUUCGGAAGCGGCCCCAGGUUCGGAAGCUGCGGUGCUGCCCUUGUAUGCUGAAUAA
Closterium sp. Naga37s-1 is the source of this 1068-nucleotide messenger RNA. NCBI's taxonomy places the organism in Eukaryota, Viridiplantae, Streptophyta, Zygnematophyceae, Desmidiales, Closteriaceae. The record is from the annotation of a GenBank genome assembly.